Molecule: messenger RNA, 231 nt
Organism: Iphiclides podalirius (scarce swallowtail)
Lineage: Eukaryota; Metazoa; Arthropoda; Insecta; Lepidoptera; Papilionidae
Source: the annotation of a GenBank genome assembly
AUGGCGUUUAGUGGACAUCUGCGAGGCGAGUGUGCGUUGACGGUGGACGGCGCUGAGGCACUCGCCCCGCCCACUUGGCACACGCUGCGCGCUGAAUAUCGCCGAGAGCCCGCGGCCAGAGCUUCGCCAUCGCGCCAGUACCCCUCCGACCAGCAAUGCUGUGCUGUCUCCGGAAAUAGAAUCGAGCGAUCGGGUGCGCGGGUGUGUGUGCAAAUGACUAGUGGCCCAAUC